This is a messenger RNA of Naegleria lovaniensis, 939 nucleotides long. RefSeq lists its product as uncharacterized. The coding region runs from base 1 to 939 and encodes 312 amino acids. The record is from RefSeq and is a predicted model, not a curated record. Gene Ontology annotation, molecular function: oxidoreductase activity. NCBI's taxonomy places the organism in Eukaryota, Heterolobosea, Eutetramitea, Acrasida, Naegleriidae. The transcript is spliced from 5 exons.
AUGAUCGACAACAACACAGUCAUCACUCUCAACAAUGGAACUACCAUGCCCUUGCUAGGUCUCGGAACAUGGCUCACCAAGCCUGGAGAGGCAGAACAAGCCAUCAGAACUGCUUUGGAGAAUGGCUAUAGACACAUUGACGCAGCAGCCAUUUAUCGCAACGAAAAGGAGAUUGGUGAAACCUUGAAUGUGCUCAUCAAUCAAGAAAAGAAGUUCAAGAGAGAAGACAUUUACAUUACAUCCAAGUUGUGGAAUACUUUCCAUGCAAAAGAACAUGUCAGAAAGGCUUGCCUUCAAACUCUCAAGGAUUUGAAAUUGGACUAUCUCGAUAUGUAUUUAAUUCAUUGGCCAUUACCAUUUGCAUAUGUUGGAGAUGAUAUUCAAGUCGAUGGAAAUUGCUUCCCAAAGGAUGAAAAUGGAAAAAUUAAAACAGCUUCAGUUCCUUUGAGAGAGACAUGGGAAGAGAUGGAAAAACUUGUUCAAGAUGGAUUGGUUAAGUCCAUUGGUGUUUCUAACUUUGAUCUUGGACUUAUUUACGAGCUCUUGACCUAUGCAAAGAUAAAACCAGCAUGCAAUCAAGUGGAGUGUCAUCCUUUCCUUGCACAAAACAAUUUAAUCAAGGGUCAAAAGGAUAUUGCUUUGGUUGCCUAUAGUCCUUUAGGACACAUGUAUGAAGGUUCUCCUGCUCAUCACAGCAAGAUUAAGGAAAUUGCUGAGAAACAUCACAAGACUCCUGCACAAAUCUUACUUCGUUGGAAUAUUCAAAGAGGAUGUGUCGUCAUUCCAAAAUCAACCAACGACCAAAGAAUCAUUGAGAAUGGCAAAGUCUUUGAUUUUGAACUUGAUUCUGAAGAGAUGGAGGCAAUUAAUGCUUUGCAAAAAGAAAAGACAGUGAGAACCUGUGAUCCUGUCACAUUUUGGGAUCUUCCUCUUUGGUAA